GACUGGACUGAAUCAGUUGGUAACGUCAACGGGCAAUGAAGUGUCUUCUGGUGAUCUGCUGCCUGUUGUGUGGAGCUCAAGCAUGGCUCGGAGGACUCAGGAUGAUGUACAGGCCAAAGACGCUCCCAGUGGAUGAACGUGGUCCUCCAGUGGGGGACGCCCUGUUUCUCACACCUUACAUCCGCCAAGGAAGACUGGAGGAAGCCCGAAACCUAAGCCGUGUGGGACCCAUUGGCACCGAUCCCGAACUUGAGAGUUAUUCAGGCUUCUUCACUGUCAAGGAACUUUACCACAACAACCUCUUCUUUUGGUUCUUCCCCGCUAAGGAGGAGCCAUCAACCGCUCCGGUGAUCCUCUGGCUCCAAGGCGGGCCUGGCGGUUCGUCUUUAUUUGGCCUGUUUGUGGAACACGGCCCGUACAGAGUAACCGCGGCCGGAAAUGCCCAGCUACGCAAUCUCACGUGGGCUCGCCAGUUCUCCAUGCUGUACGUGGACAAUCCCGUCGGGGCGGGCUUCAGCUUCACUGAAGACGAUGCCGGAUAUGCACGCAACCAGACUGACGUCGCCAAUGAUCUCUAUGAAGCGCUGCAACAGUUUUUCACUCUUUUCCCGGAGUAUAAGAAAAAUGAUUUCUAUGCAAGCGGAGAGUCAUAUGCAGGUAAAUACGUGCCAGCCAUCGCCUACAAAAUCCACACUGAAGGCAUCAAGGAGUCGGGCAUAAACCUACGGGGCAUCGCCAUUGGCGACGGCAUGUGCGACCCGGAGACCAUGUUCGACUACGCGGAUUUCCUGUACCAGGUAGGACUGGUUGACAGGAACCAAGCCAGUUUCAUUCGUCGCGAGAGCGAGCGGGCCAGAGACUUGAUUCGACAAAAACGCUUCAUGGAGGCAUUCUACAUCUUCGACAAACUACUCAAUGGCGACGAAACCAACUCUUCGUCCUACUUCCAGAACGUCACAGGGCUGAACUUCUAUUACAAUUUUCUUCUCGCGCAGUCGCCACCAGAAUUUGACUUCUAUCACACAUUCGUGCAGGCACCAAGGAUUAGAAAAUCCAUUCACGUUGGAGACUUACCUUUCAAUGACGGUAGCAAGUGCGAAGCACAUCUUCUGGAUGACAUGAUGCGAUCUGUGAAGCCAUGGGUUGGGACCCUUAUGGAUCAUUACAAAGUGCUCAUCUACAACGGCCAGCUCGAUAUUAUCAUAGCUUAUCCUCUAACGGAAAACUUCGUGUCCACGAUUUCGUGGCAUGGGGCACACGAGUACGCCCAUGCACCACGGAAAAUAUGGAGACUGCCGUCUAAAGAGAAUGAUGUUGCUGGAUACGUGAAACGAGUGGGCAAAUUCUUCCAAGUGCUUGUAAGAAACAGUGGACACAUUUUGCCCUACGACCAACCUGAAUCGGCCUUUGAUCUGAUUACGCGUUUUGUGCGGGACCUGCCCUUCGAUGAGUGAACCCAAUGUGUGUAUACCGCUGUCACACGGGCGUUUCAAUGGUCGGUGGUUGGGGAAAUGCAGCAGCAAGUGACGCGGACGAAUGGCAAGAACAACGAUCAGACAGAAACGGCUGCAACACCGUGUCCGUGUCUGUAGCUGCUGCAUUAUCCCCACCAUAAAAAGUCACGAACUACCCGGAUUUAUCCCAGUUGUGAUCGUUGCAAUGAUCCCUGAAAUGAAAUCAAUCGAACUGAAUGGUAAUCAGACUCUGCUACACGGCCCCUAUCAACUACCAUUGACUGGAAUCGUCCUCACCGCGAUGGACGUUCGUGAAACGCCAUUGAAUCAUUCGAGGGCCCUCGAUAACUGCUGCUGGCAGCUUCAUGAUCAGCGAACAAACAAGCGCUAACCGAGCGUGCACUUUAAACAUGUGACAACUUCUUUGAACGGUCCAAAAAUUUUAGUUGCGGGUGUCACAUGUGGCUGGUAUUCGGAAAUGUACUGUUCUGCUUUCGACAUCAGGCACGGUUGUACAAAAGUGUGCAUUAAAUUAAAGUUACAUGUGAUGAAUACUCUGAACAACUUUAAAAUUCGAGAAUCGUUUUUUGCCUUGCAUUUGACGUUACGAUAUACGCCAUUCUUUUACCCCAAAUUUAAGCAGAUGGUUCAGACGCACGCGCAUAGUUCCAUCGGGCGUACAGCGUGUCAACUGCUCAAGGAGCAUUGGAUCGGCUUGUGUUGCAGCGGAACAGCGUCAAGGGUGCUCGAAAUGAUCAAUGGCUGUUGCCUUCAAUGACCAUUCAAAUGCUGGUGUCACAGCGGUAUCAAAUAUAUGAAAAUAAGAUAUGUUAUUGUCUUUUGAUUAUACUGCGCGCCUUGAAAUUGUGGUUCAGAAUUUGCAAUGAAAGCACAAAACGCCUGAGGUGCUCUUGCGCCCCCUCGAGACGAUGUGAGGUACAUGACAGGCUGUACCAUCAGCUCUACGAGGAAUGCAGACGGUAAACGUGCACUCGAUCAUAAGCUUGCAUUAGAUUAAAAUCGGUACAAAUCUAUGAUUAAUUGACCAUACCUUUGUUUGCUAAACUGGAAGAAAUAAUUAAAUUCCUGAUGUCAUCUAACGAGUUUAUGGCACUUUCAAGAGUACACCCUCAUGUACCCUGUAGACAGAAACCACGUAAUAUGCUCGUCCAUUACACGACGUAAACUGAAAACAGCGCAGUUUUAUUACACAUUUGCUCAGCUUAAAAAAAUAUGCUGAUAUUCCACUGAAUCACGAGUACUUCUGCAAACAGACUGCAACGACAACUUUAUUCCACGUUUGGCUAAUAAACACAAACUGUACACGAUGCUGCACAUACAAAUACGUUUGGAGAAUGAGUAUUAUAAUACAUAAUACUAAUGCUCCAAAGUAUUACAGGUAUAGCAUUAUAAUACAAAGUACUAUUACUGCUCACGUCCGGAAUAUUUCAAGUUUCUGUUAAAAAAAAAUCCAGCUAUUUAAAAUUUGCAACUGCGUACCUCUUGGAAUUCUGUUCAACCCCUGACGUAUGAAAGUGUAUGAAUUUUUAUUAAAGCUGCGUUGAAAUGCAA
This is a messenger RNA of Ornithodoros turicata, 3026 nucleotides long. Its product is annotated as probable serine carboxypeptidase CPVL. Gene Ontology annotation, molecular function: serine-type carboxypeptidase activity. The transcript is spliced from 4 exons. The record is from RefSeq and is a predicted model, not a curated record. Gene Ontology annotation, biological process: proteolysis. Bases 36 to 1454 code for a protein of 472 amino acids. NCBI's taxonomy places the organism in Eukaryota, Metazoa, Arthropoda, Arachnida, Ixodida, Argasidae.